AGGUUAAAAAAUGUAGGAUGUCUAACGGGAAUAGUAAUAAGCUGCAAUAUGGCCACAAGUGUAUGCAAAAUAAAUUUUAUUUAGCAUUGUGCGGCCCUAGUUGGUGACAUGCAUCUUAAAAUAAUUGUCUGAUAUUCACAAUACUUGAUCUAGUUAAGAAUUUCAAAGGCUGCUGUGGAUAUCAAAAACUGAAAGGGACAGUACAGACUAAACACACAAAGUGCCAUCAAGUAAAGCCCAAAUUACGUUUAUAGUGGCGGUUUUAGACCUGUUUUUCUAACCGAGACCCCUUUGAUUAAUGGAGCAGCUAUGCAAGGCCCCCCUUCCAUGUCAAAUCUGUGGGAUCACAUGUUGAAGACAUCAGAGAGUGAAAUGUUGACUCUCCAGGUCAUGCAUAUUUGAAUUUUUGUUUUUGACCCAAUUGAUUCAUGUAUGUAGAACCAUCAUCCAAUAUAAUCAUCAAAUAUGAAAAUUAAUAUUGUUUCAGGAUUUUAGAUGUCUAUUUUACUUUAUACCAUUACCUAAAAUGCUUAAAUACACAUUUUACUUGUAGGAUUGAUUAUUUUUACUAUCCUUAAUUUCGAUGCUAAGUAGUAACGGUGUUAUUUUGACUAGGAAAGCUGCUUAUGUCAAAUUCUGGUUAUAUGGUACAAUGGCUUGCCAUAUCAGUGGGGCUAUUUCAUAAAGGGGGAGGGGCUUGAGACGGUAGUGACAUCAGCGUCACCUAGUUACGCCUUCGGCUUCUCCUCGAAGUUUGCGGAAGUUUACUAAUAGAGCUGAAAUUGUACAAGUGGCAAGAGCAUCAAACCCGAAGCAGAACUGGUAUAACUUUUAUACCAGUUAAUUUAAUUGCGAAGUAAAUGGAUCUGAAGUCAGAGAAAAUACAGCGGAUACUUUCUAAGUACAAAUUUCACGAUGUCGCCGUCGAGGAGCUGGAAAAAAUCAAUCGCAUCUUCCCGGAUUUGAAACCGUUCACAGGCACUUACACUUUCACUGACAGCAGCCAAAAAGAGCUCCUGAAAUUAACUGGCAUCAUCCCUGUGAAGUUCGAUGGUCGCUCCUACAACUUCCCCGUCCAGCUGUGGCUGCUGGACUCCUUCCCGUUCACUCCUCCCAUCUGUCACCUGAAGCCCACAUCCAGCAUGGUGAUCCGAGAGGGAAAACACGUCAACGCCAAGGGCCGGAUCCACCUGCCGGGCCUUCACAGCUGGGAUUACCCCAAGUCAUCGGUGGUGGGUCUCCUGAACGAGAUGAUCACCAAGUUCCAGGAGGACCCCCCGCUCUCCUCGAAAACCACGGAGGACACCAAAGACCCCCACCAGCUCAUGGCGUUUGUCUCCAACCUGCAGAUCAAUGACGGUGGAAGCAGGCAGUACGACCAGCAAAGCAUCAAGGUUUCAGUGGUCGGAGGGGGAGAUCUGGGCAUGGCGUGUGUGAUGAGCAUCUUAGCCAAGUGUAAUGUGGACAGACUGGUUUUCAUUGACAUCGCUGAAAGCUCCACCAAAGGCGGCAGCACAGACCUGGAAAUCUUCAGUCUGCCAAAGGUGCAGGUGUCCAGAGAUAUUUCAGCUUCUGCCGGGUCCAGGGUUGUGGUGGUGACGGCGAACUCAUGGAGCAGCGACGAGUCGUACGUGAAGGUGGUCCAGACUAAUGUCGAUUUGUACAGAGGAAUAAUCCCCAAUCUGGUCCACCUCAGCCCCGACACCAUUCUGCUCAUUGCUUCGCAGCCAGUGGACAUCAUGACGCACGUGGCCUGGAGGCAAAGCGGUCUCCCUCCGACACGGGUGAUCGGAGCGGGGUGUAACCUGGACUCGGAGCGGCUGAGCUACGUCUUGGACAUCAAUCUGAAUACGCACAAACCCGGCUGGGUCAUCGGAGAGUUCUCGGACAAUAAAGUUCCUGUAAUGAGUAACGUUGGGCUGAAUUCCAACGGAGCAAUGGAGAUCGCCCCAGGAGCCAACGCUGCCAAACCACUCUUAGACAGAGCAUUUGAGCUCAUGAAGAGUCGAGGCCAGCGGUCCUGGUCUGUAGGUCUUUCUGUUGCCGACAUCACCAACACCAUCCUGACAGACAGGAUGAAGACUCACUCCAUCUCCACACUGGCUCAGGGCUGGGGUGGAAUCGGGGCGGAGGUGUUCCUCAGUUUGCCGUGCAUUAUGGGAGCAAACGGAUCAACCCGGUUGGCUGGAGUGUCGCUGGGACCCGAAGAGGACGCCAAGCUCAGGACAAGCGUCAACUCGCUCUCCGCCCUCAUGAGCCAGAUCAGGCUAUGAACGCGAGGAGCGGCCAACGAAUACGGACAGUGGUUGCUCUGGUUUAAAAAACACAAUCGUCUGAUUUUCUAGCACCCGUUUCUCCCCACUGCACGGACAUUGUGCACUAAAUCACUGUAGAAAAUAAAUCUUGCACUUUUUUUUUUUAUUUUAAAGCUAGUUGGCUUUAGAAGCCCAUUUUGCACUUUGUCGUGUUUCAUUGAAGUACUGUUUUUGUUGUUUUUCUUUUAAAGCCAAAGUAUUUUGUGCAAAACAUCAGAAAGAUGAUUGUGGUCUUUGGAACCUUUUUUUUUUUUUUUGUCAACAUAAUGUGGUGAACGUUUGUCCAGGACACUUUGUGUAUUUCUGCACAUCGUACAUGAUUCUGGAUUGUAAAUAUAAGCUAUGCUUAUAACCCAGAGAUGGUGUGGGCUAUAAAUCAGUAGAUUGAUUUAAGUGUAGCUUUUCUAUUGGCUGUCAUCCUGUUUCCUCCUAAAAAAAAAAAAUAAAUACUACUUUGAUCUUGUUGUAUACUUAAUGCAAAAACAUUUUUAUAUUCAACGGAAGCCUUGUAUAUUGUGAGAUUAGAUGACUGUGUGGGUUUGCAAUAAAUGUUUGAAAGC
Molecule: messenger RNA, 2875 nt
Organism: Fundulus heteroclitus (mummichog)
Lineage: Eukaryota; Metazoa; Chordata; Actinopteri; Cyprinodontiformes; Fundulidae
Gene: uevld
Product: UEV and lactate/malate dehyrogenase domains
Exons: 12
Coding region: 861-2273 (470 amino acids)
Biological process (GO): carboxylic acid metabolic process; protein transport; protein modification process
Molecular function (GO): oxidoreductase activity, acting on the CH-OH group of donors, NAD or NADP as acceptor
Source: RefSeq, a predicted model, not a curated record